Messenger RNA from Salmo salar (Atlantic salmon), 3062 nucleotides. RefSeq names its product homeobox protein HoxC10aa (gene hoxc10aa). Gene Ontology annotation, biological process: embryonic skeletal system morphogenesis; regulation of transcription by RNA polymerase II; anterior/posterior pattern specification. Gene Ontology annotation, molecular function: DNA-binding transcription factor activity, RNA polymerase II-specific; RNA polymerase II cis-regulatory region sequence-specific DNA binding. Gene Ontology annotation, cellular component: nucleus. Lineage: Eukaryota; Metazoa; Chordata; Actinopteri; Salmoniformes; Salmonidae. The record is from RefSeq and is a predicted model, not a curated record.
UUGGUCUGAAAAUCACAUGACAUGGAGCUCCAAGAAUCCAUAAUUAUGUUGCUGAUAUUUUUGGCCCCCAAAAUAUGUCAGCUUCCAACUGUUCUUAUUCUCCUCCAGAAAACCUUUACUACAGCAACAGAAACUGAAAAAAAAAACAACAAUACAAAUAAUGUCAUGCCAGGAUAACAUGGCUGCCGGUCAUUUCCUUAUGGAUUCUUUGAUGGGAGGAUCAUCUUCCUAUAGAGGCGAAGGCUACUCCAACAGCAACCCUGGAAUGUACAUCCACCCGGCUGCAUCUGAGUAUGGAUGCUCAAUGAUGAGACAUUUUGGAGUAGUUGGAUCGUCCCUCUCCAAAAAAGACGAGGUUCCUCUGAGCAGCCACCCUCUCGGCUCCUACCAAGAUGCGCCUUACCUGUCAUCCCAACUGGGCACAUGGACCUCGGCUUCCAAAACGAACAGGGACGAGCAACCUGUUGCCCAAUCCAGUUUACAACCAUGUUCGUUUCCAACCGAUAACGUCAAAGAGGAGGCGUUCUGUUGUCUGUAUCAGGGUGACAGUAGCAGCAGGGCUAAUAAGGAGACUACAGAGUCGGCUACUUACAUCCGGCUUGGGAACAAUAGUAGCAGCCAGACCGACCAAACCGCUGCCUCGGCGGCGUCCGAAUGUUAUGGAGGAGAGAAACAGGUAUACCCCAGAGUGAGCAGGGGACAGCGAGAAGAGCAGGUCGGGACAGGCUUUGCUUCUUUGGACCAGGUGACGACAUCUGUUGAAUCACCCAGAGAAUCAACGGUUAAAAUGAGCAAAUCUACCCAGGAGAGAGUCAGCGAGGAAAUGCGCAACGAAGAGGCAAAACAGGGAAACAGCAUGAAAGAGGAAAGUGCAAAGACUGACAGUUGUUCUGAUAACUCCGACAGCGAAUUGAAAGAUGAUUUUACACUGGAAAAUGCUCCAGGAAACUGGUUAAAAGCCAAAAGUGGACGGAAGAAGAGAUGCCCGUACACAAAGCAUCAGACGCUCGAGCUGGAAAAGGAAUUCUUGUAUAACAUGUACCUGUCUCGCGAGCGCCGCCUGGAGAUCAGUAAGAGUAUCGAUCUGACCGAUAGACAGGUCAAGAUCUGGUUCCAGAACCGAAGGAUGAAACUCAAGAAACUCAAUAAGGAAUGUCGUGGCCGGGAUCAUAUGGCAGUCCACAACUUCACUUAAAAUUAUAUUAUCUAUAAAACCAUUCCAUAUACACCCAAACACACACACACACACACACACACACACACACACACACACACACACACACACACACACACACACACACACACACACACACACACACACACACACACACACACACACAUACACACACACACGGAGUGUGCCUUCAUACAAGGACAAUACUUCAACGAUGCCCAAGAGUACAUUACUUUAUCAAGGAGGGACUUGGUUUCGGGUCAGCAGUUGAGUUUGCCUUUCAACACAUGCACAUUGAAUAGAGGUGCCGUUGCCCUGCCAUAUAGAGCAACAUAUAACUGCUGGAACUGCUGGAAUGAAAACAGACUUUGUUUGUUUUGGAAUGUUCCCUCAUUCCGUUGCUUCAUCUUGUUGUCUUUAGUUUAGUUGUUUUUGCUAUGUAGGCUAUGAUAGGCUAUUCGCACUGUUUGCAUGCACAUUGUUGCUUGCGUCAUAUAAGACCCAUUGACGAUUCCUAAAGGAAAACCUGUCCGAUAGAAUAAAGGAGGGGAUUUGAAAUGAAAUAUAUAACAUAUAGCUUGUCCUUCCCCUUAUUAUCAUGUUAGCACUCUGAGAAAGGAAAAGACAGAGGGAAAGAGAGAUAGAGAGAGGCUGCAGAUGAGAGUGAGAAGAUCAUGGCCGUUUUAAUAGAAGAGAUUGGUUUAAAUAUUAUCCAGGUGACCACAGUAAGUCAAGGUCAUAAAAUUAUUAUGUCAGGACCGUCUCGUGGUAGAAGCAUGAGCUCGGGGUGGAUUUUAUGAUCUGCAAAUCUAAUGUGCUAGCUGGCUGCUGCAGUAAAGAUGCAUCGUUUAAACGCGUGUGGAGGAUAGGGCUAGGCUAGUCUACACAGUGGAGAGUGUCUGCUAUGUACUGGAUUCACUAACGCGCUCGACGGGCUCCCUCUGCUAUGUAGCCUGCCGCCUACUUAUUUGACAAUACAAGGACUGUUAUCUCGUCAAGAAACGAAAGGGAUCGAUGAAAAACAACAAUAACAGAAACAUCAAGGACAGCGUGAAUAAAUAAGGACCACCACGACAGAGUGUCUCCGGGGAAAUUCAAGGUAGGACACAAAUAGAUUUGGGGACGUUUGCUACGCCCGGUGUAGCGGUGUAGAGGUCUAUUCGUCAGCAUCACCCCCAUACCUUUCCGAUGGGCCAGCGAGCAUGCGUCACCGUCACUAUAGACAACCGGGAGAACGCAGACGCGGACAACGAAAUGAGGACCGAUACAGAAUGAAGGGGAGAUGUACAGUAUCGGUGAAGAAACUCGUGCUUAUUGCAAUGCUGCCUGAAGAAUCGGAGCGGGUUCCUCCAGCGCGAUUAAGUUCCUUUCGGACGGUUUGCAACUCCAGCGCGCGACUAUUGGAGGACGGCCCCACGUGACUUCACGGUUUACCCCUCUGGUAAUAUUAUUCAAUACAGUCAUAAAGCUUAUUCAAAGUCUUCUGCAUAAAGCUUUUACAUUUACGUUCGUUGUAAAGCUAUAUGUUUAACAUGCAAAAGUGCAUAUCUUCCCAACAUUCAGGGCGUACCCAUAGUUCUAUUUAUCAGAGUGAAUUUGAUGAAGUGCACCCUGCUAGGUCUAUGGACCAGCACCAGUCCCUUCUCCCAUGUCAUCUACAGGACGAACACAACACUGCAACCGAACCUGCUGGAUACGGCACCGGACACAGUGAAGGAGGCCACGCGCCACAAUUCCGAGAGAUUCCACUCUUCCAGCGUUCAUUCACCUCUUCUGCUUGUAUCAGCUGUACGCCGUACCCGACUGACCCGUUAUGGGGCACCCCGGACCCGGUGGAUACCCGCCAUGCCAAGGGCAAAGCAGGCGUCAGAGGCAAGAGGUGCAGUGC